AUGCAAUUUUCAUUUGCCCUUGUGAUCUCCAUUUUUGCCCACGUGGCCAUGGGCACAGCCCUUGGCGCCAACAUCAACAAUGACCCUGGUUUCGUCUGCAAACCCGGCAACGUUCCUUACACCUGCUUAAAGGGAAACUUGGUUCCUCGCGAACUAACUGUCGGAACCUUCCUCAUUGCCUGCGCGGGUUAUAUUGCCGUGUUCUUACUACAAGCUUGCUCAGAAUCAAGGCUUAGCGAUUCUGAUCCCACUACAAGAGCCGUGCGUCACAUCCGUAAUGAGAUUGCUUAUGAUCGGUUUGAUCGGAGCGUGAUGAACUGGCUGAGAAGUUAGGCAGUCAAGCUGAACUUAUCAAGGACAUUUCGAGACGGCUGGGUCUGAUGGGAAAGUUGGUUGUUUUCAAAAUUUAGCUUAAUAUCAUUAAAUGUAUGCUCUCAACGUGUGUGGAUGGCCU
This is a messenger RNA of Pyricularia oryzae 70-15, 454 nucleotides long. RefSeq lists its product as uncharacterized. Lineage: Eukaryota; Fungi; Ascomycota; Sordariomycetes; Magnaporthales; Pyriculariaceae. The record is from RefSeq and is a predicted model, not a curated record. Bases 1 to 333 code for a protein of 110 amino acids. The transcript has 2 exons.